AGUCAACUCGUCGCCGCUCUCGAAUCCCAAAACACCGGGUUGCAAUUCCGGGACGUACGGAGCAGGUCCGCGGGAGAACCAACCAUAAAUGUUUGCAUUCCUCCGUCGCGCCCUCGUAGUUUCCGUAGUUAACCCAGUUCGAGUAGCCCAACCGGCGGCCCAAGCUCUUUCCCGACGACCGCUUUCCUUCCUGGCGCAGAUGGCCGAAGCGGUUGAGCAAAAGAUUGCCGACGGCAAGAGCCGGCACGAGGACCGCAAGCGGCAAAAGCAGGACCGCUACAACGGUGCCGUGAAGAAGCGCAAGUGGGAGGAUCCUCCGGCGGAUCCGGACGCGGUUAGGAACUUUGAUCCGGCGUCGCGGGUGAAGAAGCGGAAGUGCAUCAUUUUGAUGGGUUAUUCGGGGGUGAAUUACUUUGGGAUGCAGCGGAACCCGGGCACGAAGACGAUCGAGGAGGAGCUGCUGGUGGCGAUGCUGAAGAAUGAGUGGAUCAGUGAUGAGGCGUUCAAGCAGCCGCAGCAGAUUCAGUUCCAGCGGGCGGCGCGGACUGACAAGGGAGUGUCCGCUGCGACGCAGGUGGUGUCGAUAAAGCUGCCGGAGAAUUUGGAUAUUGCGGGGCUUAAUAAGGAUCUGCCGGAACAGAUUCGGGUGUUUGCGGUGAAGCGCGUGACGAAGGGAUUCAACUCCAAGUCGAACUGUGACGCCCGGACGUACACGUACACGCUGCCGACGGUGGCCUUUGCCGCGCAUGGUGAGGAGGUGUCCGUUGAAACGUAUCGUGCGCCGGAGGAUCGGAUCCAAAAGGUUCAAGAAACGCUGAAGCUCUUUGAGGGAACGAAAAACUUCCACAACUUCACCAGCCGCAAGGAGUUCAUCGAUCCGUCGGUAAAGCGGUUCAUCAUGUCGUUUGAGUGCGAAGCGCCCUUCGUCCCGGAAGGAACGACCGUCGAAUUCGCCACGAUCAAGAUCAAGGGCCAGAGCUUCAUGCUGCACCAGAUUCGUAAAAUGGUCGGCCUAACGCUGGCCGUCGUCCGUGGACUCACGCCGCCGGAAACCAUCACGAAAGCGUUCGAGGAAACCCGUUACGGCGUGCCAACGGCGCCCGGCCUCGGUCUCGUGCUCAGCCGGAUCCACUACGAAAAGUACAACGUCCGGUACGGCGCGGACGGAUGCCACGAGACGUUGGACUUUGAGCAGGAACAGGACCAGAUUCAGAGCUUCUUCCGCGAGCACAUUGCGUCGACCAUCGUGAAGACGGAGCUGGCCCAGCGGUCGAUGGCGGAGUGGCUCGAGACGCUGCCGCUGCACAGUUACGAGCCGCGGGAAGAGGGCGAAGAGUGGCGAGGUAAGCGGAAAGCGGAUGACGAAGGGGACGAUGACGAUGAGUAGGAGAUUUUGCUACUCUCAACUUUGAAGUAGUUCUGCUGUGGGAGAUU
Messenger RNA from Culex quinquefasciatus (southern house mosquito), 1434 nucleotides. It is a transcript of the gene Pus1, whose product is annotated as tRNA pseudouridine synthase A. Gene Ontology annotation, biological process: tRNA pseudouridine synthesis; mRNA pseudouridine synthesis. The coding region runs from base 89 to 1387 and encodes 432 amino acids. The record is from RefSeq and is a predicted model, not a curated record. The transcript has a single exon. Gene Ontology annotation, molecular function: pseudouridine synthase activity; RNA binding. Lineage: Eukaryota; Metazoa; Arthropoda; Insecta; Diptera; Culicidae. Gene Ontology annotation, cellular component: nucleus.